UUUGUUUUCGUGCUGAGCGGUUGUGCGGGCGGAAGAAAAAUAAAAAAAAUUAAAAGUUACGCGGCUUGGUAAAAAUCGAAAUCAAAACGAAAGUCAAACAAUAAUAAUAAUUCAAUAGGGCUAAACGGUGCGAGCGAUUGAGAAGAAAAAUCGAAAAUGCAAAUGGGCAAGAAAGUGAUCUAAGGGCCGAAAGCAACAAGAAAGAAAUUAAGGCCAAAACAAAAGAGUGGAAAUAAAAUCAAAGUGAGAAAGUGCCAAAAUAAAAAUAACAACAAUAACAAAAAAGAAAGAAGAAAAUGUUGUGUUAAGCGGCGCUAGCGACAGCGGCCAAUGUGUGUGGUAUGUGUCUGUGUGUUUAGGGCCAUGGUAACUAAUUUUUAAGGAUUUGGCGCGUUGCCUGCCCAUCGCCGAUGCCCCCCCUGCACCUCGUCACCGCGUCACAAGUUUUGUAUUGGAAUUAAGUGUGAAAGGCAAACAACAAACUGAGAAUAAACAAACGGCAACAGCAGGCAAACAAAUUGCAAUUGAAGCUGCAACUUUUAUGAAUGAAUCUCACCACUAAAAGUGUGGGCCAACAAGGAGGUGGUGCAGCAGCAAACUAGAAAAUGGCCUUCAGCUAUGCGUGCCUGGUGCUGCAACGCGCCGUGGUGCCGGCAGUGCUGGUCCUGGCCUCCCUGAUGCGACCAGUUGGCAUAUCGUUCGUCUAUCUCUUGAUGUUCUUUAUGUCUCCGUUUAUACCACUUGCCACACGUCGCAACUUUAAAGGAUCGGUCACUGCCUUCUUUAUCAUCCUAUUAGCUCUAAGUACGCUUGUUAUAUUGGGUCACAUAACCCUACAAAUACUCGCUGUCAGCACUGAGCUUCUCACGGACAAAUGUUCCUUUAUCGAGCGUCUGCUAAGGCACAUUGGAUUCAUCAGUUUUCUUAAGCUGACACCAUUUGCCAUCAUUGAGUGGCUGGCACCGGAAAUUCUGGUAUUUGCCACAUCUUUGGGUUCAUAUCUCACGGUCAAACGUUUGUCCACGCAAGCCAUCAAUGUCGAUCAAUUGGAGAAUGGUGAACUGGCCGAGGCUGGAGUGCAAUCCGAUCAAGUAGCUGGCACAUCAAGUGAUGCCAAUGGUGGAGACAAUCUGCAACAGGCUACGGCCACAACGCCCUUGCAGCAGCAACAGCAACAAUUACGAAAACGUGUCUCAAUGAUCAGUCAGCAUAUACAUUUCGAAGGAUUAAUUAAGAUCUCUCCUUUGUUCUGUUUGGCUACAUUGUUCUUUGCCGCCGUAUUGCGUCCCUCUGUGCCGGGUGGCUUCUAUUUUCUCAUUUUUCUAUUGUCGGGAACUUAUUGGGCAACUUGCCAAACGCUGCAACGUGGCUUUGCUUUGUUGCUGCGGUGUGUGAUGGUUGUCCUUGUCCUGCAUUCCCUGAGUAUUGUGGCUUAUCAAACCCCAUGGAUGCAGGAUCAAUUGAAUUCAACUAGUCUGACAGCACGUUUGAUUAGUUUGGAGCCGCUCAUUGAAUCCAAGUGCACAGAUAUACGUAUUCUUAUGUAUAAUAACACUUUGUAUCUGGAUUCUUAUCUCAAUCCAUUUGCCUUGUUCUUUGCCUACUUUGCCUUGGCAUUGACCACAAAGCAUUUGAUUAAUCCCAGGCUGGUACGUCAGAGUACACGCAAGGCAAGGACCCAGGAUAAUGUUGCAACAGGUGGAGCUGUCACCUCGGGCAAUUCGCGUGGCAAUGAUAUACAAUUGGAAUCAUUGGAACAUCGUUCAGAUCAGGAGAAUAAUACCACAUCCAUUCUAGAUCAGAUAUCGUAUGGUUUUGUUAGCGUAGGUGGUUUUAUUUACCAGAAUAGUUAUAUUUUUACAAAUAUUCUGAUGAUGGCCUGGUCCAUAGUCUAUCAUUCAUGGCUAACAUUCGUAUUGUUGUUGUGGGCAAAUGUUUUGUGGAUGAUACCAAAUCAGCGCAAAGCCAUGAUGCGUUCAAGUCCAUUUAUAGUACUAUAUACAGAAUUUUUACUAGUCGCCCAAUAUAUUUAUGGCAUGGACUUGAGCAAUGAAGAGUUGCCCGCAAAAGUAUCUACCACUGGAAUUAAUCUUCAGCAGAUUGGUUUCGAGAGACCCAUUGAAAAUCAUAUGCGUCCAUGUGUUCCCUUGAUAGUAAAGACAGCAUUUGUUUUGAUGUUUUGGGUUACCUCCCGCCAGUUUUUCAAGGAGAAACGCGAUCGGAGAAGGGAUAGCACUUUGGCUGACAUUAUUGCUCCCUUGCAAAUAACUGUUGGUUCAGCUGGUUCCACUUAUCUCAUCAAUGAUGGCAAGAAAACAUCAAAAUUCUUGAAGAGAGCCGGUGAUGUCAUUAAGAAUCUUUUGGUCCGCCUAUGGAUUUGGUUACUCAUCUUGGUGAUCUUUUUGUGUGCAAUCACUGGCGAGACUAUGACAGGUUUUCGCAUCUGUUAUAUGGCUUUGUUCCUAUUCUUUUUGCUGGUAUUCCAAUCAUCGUCCAAGGCAUGGGUUAAGAUUAUGUAUGGAUUUUGGUUAUUCCUGAUAUUCUAUGCCAUGUCCAUAUUGAUAUUGGUCUAUACAUAUCAAUUUGAUAAGUUUGAUAAAUAUUGGAAUAAUUAUCUCAAUGUGACCGAUACCCUGCAAAAGGACAUUGGUCUAAAGCGGUAUCAGACCAAGGAUCUGUUCCUUCACUUGGUAUCGCCUACGAUAAUCGUUAUACUGACUGUAAUACAAGUGCAUUAUUUCCACAACCGAUUUAUUGCCUCACUGCAGCAGCGACCUGUAGCAGGAGCAGUUGGUGCAUCGCAAAAGGCCACAGAAACAACUGCCUUGGAGCCGGCUGCAGGUCAAUCUAAACGUCGAGGAAGUGCCUCAUCGUUGCGUCGUUCUCAAGGUCCAUCAGCAGAGGCGGCAGCCGCUACAGAUUUCGAAACAUCUGUGCGCGACUUGGUGCGCAUAUCGUUCCGUAAAAUCAAAAACAAAUCGGAAUAUAUAUUCAAGAAUUUCAAAGAUGUCUUCUGGCGUUUUCUUGAGCUGCAUAUUAUGAAGGCUGUCUAUUUGGCAGCUUUUAUCUGCAGUGUCAGUGAGGUUUGUGUCCUCCAUAUUUUUUUCGUCGGCUUCUGUGUGCUGGGAGCCACCUCAAGGAAGGGCGUUCAAGUGUUUAUAAGUCGGCUGAUUUCGUUUAUAGUAACCAUUAUUGUGUUGUCGAAGAUGAUCUAUCAAAUUGAGUACCUAGACCAUACCACAUACAUUGUAUCUUGUCCUGACAACAGGACAUCGAAUAAUGCCGAAUGGAUUGGCCUAAGUAAGGCCGAUAAACAGCACGGCGGUUUGAUGAGUUUGUUGCGCACCUACAUUAUCUAUAUGGUCAUUGUGACGCUGCACGCUGUAAUCAGUUUACGCCAGCUGCAGAUGCGUGUAAAAAUUGGUGCUUUAAAUGAUCCACCUACGAAACUUCUGUUCCCUCAUAUAACUCGCUUGGAUGCUGAAAAGGAUUUAGUUGGACUAGUCAAAUAUCUUCUCAAUUUUGGUUUCUACAAAUUUGGCAUUGAGAUUUCAUUUAUUGCUUUGGUCUCUACCAUAACUUAUCGUCAGGAUAUUGUGGCUGUGGUCUAUGCCCUUUGGUUGGUUGUCCUUUUGCUCCUCAAGCGUUCACAAUGUGCCAAAAUCUGGGGAGUUUUUCAGGCAUUCUUUGCCAUAUCCAUAUUUGUGCAGUACAUUUUUCUGGUCGGGCUGCCACCUAGCUCUUGUCUAGUUUAUCCCUGGGAUGAUAGUGCCUUUGGCGAGAGCAUACAGCGCUGGACCAUGUUACCGGGACACCUUCAUUUCAAUCAUGUGCCUAAGCUGAUAUUCGAUUUCAUUGUGUUGAUUAUAUUGAAUCGACAGAAGAGCAUCUUCUGCAUUGAACAGCGUUAUGCCACCAAUGAUGAUUAUCCUGGUGGCAGUAAUCGCAGUGUUGUGGCUGAUAUAGCUCAAUUGGGCAGAGUACCAUUUGACAAUCCCACACAUGAUUUCUGCUCUUAUAUACGCAACUAUUCGGAUAUAUUGAAAAAUGCUGUUCUCUGUGGUUUCUAUUGGUUCACUCUGGCUGUGGUAUUCUUAGCUGGCACGAAUAUUGCAGAUCUGCUAGCCUUGGGCUACUUAAUUGGAGCCUUUAUAUUCCUAUGGCAAGGAUCUGACUUCUAUUUAAGGCCCAUUAAAACGAUCAUCAGUCGCUGGAAAUGGCUAUUGGCCUUUAAUGUGGCUAAUAUAGUAAUCAAAACAUGUUUCCAAAUGGCUGGUUGCCUAUUUAUGAAUCGUUUAACCACCAAUUGCUGCUGGCUGGUCCACAUGCUGGGUAUAACUUGUACAAGUAAUGUGCCUAACGAGCAUAUCAUCCUGCCCGAAGAAAUAGAUGUUAAUGGAAGUGCAGAGGGAGAUUGUCCAAAGAUAACACAUCAAAUUGUUCUAUUAUGGGAUACAAUAUGUUUUGCCUUUAUUAUCGUUCAAUUGCGAAUCUUCAAGUCUCACUAUUUCUGUCACAUCAUUACGGAUACAAAGGCAAACAAUAUUCUAGCUUCCAGAGGAGCCGAUAUCAUUGAGAGUCUACGUCAGAAGCAAAUCGCUCAUCGACACGAUCAUGAGAAGCAAGUUCUUCAUAAGAUCAAAAGGAAAAUGGAGCGUAUAAGAGCUACCCAGCAAAAGAUGCUUCGUCCUUUGGACAAGCAAACUCAUUUUGAUGGGCUACGCACGCCCUCCGAGCAUGUCAGCAUAUCAGAGGCCGAGGAAAUGGCUCCUUUGGCUCAGAACAAUAGUUUUGCCUCCUGCCAAGGCUCUGGCUAUUUGACGCCCUCAUCAAGCUCAGCCACUUCGUCACCGGCCCGAGCUUCCCUAUUGUCCAAUAGCAGUGAUAGCAAUGGCAGCAUUGAUAGUGCUGAUGCUGCCGUGAUUGUGGAACCAGAAAUAAACAUAAUGCCACCAUGUGAUGAAUACUAUGUGGAUGUUCAGUCAAUGAGUGAGGAGGAAGCCACUGUGGCCUUACCUAAAACGGCCACAACAGCACCCACAACGCCCAGCACUGAAGCUCUGUCGACUCUGUUGACAGAAGGUUUUCUAGAACCCAAAAGGAUUUCUCUUGUUCUGGCACCAUCGGAGUCUAGUGGAGCUCCUGCACAGAUGACCAUGCAGAGCUUGCUACCUCCCUUGGCUAAUUAUGCUACGGCCCUGACUCAAACCAGCGCUGGAAGCAGCUCAGUAAUAUCUGUAACUCCUAGUCUGAGACGACAUCAGCAACAUCGUCGCCAGUCAUCGACCAAUGCUGCUGUCUCUUGGAAUGAAACAGUUUCCAUCAAACGAUCACCCAUGAAGAAGCAUAUGGUAACAGAUGGGAGUGAAAAUAAAAAACCGAUUAACUCCUCCUCCAUCCCACAGUCCGAGGAGCGUGAGGAAUUGGUAACAAUGCGUCAAAAAUCUCUGCAUCGUCGUCAUCAGAGCAUGGGAAAUGCGAGUUACUCACUAGAUGAGGCCACUGGAACACAAUCCGCUACAUCAACCAUGCGAAAACGUCGUUCAAGCAAUUUGGGUGGAGCAAGAGAUGAGGUGGCUUUGCGUUUAGCUCAGCGUCCGCAUAGCUGGGGACCAGUGGGUACGGUCUACUUAACGGAGUCGCUGAUGUGCGCCUUCUAUGAGCCCGCCUUGCUGCAUGGACCAUCCACACGAGCUGGUGACUAUUAUAUGUUUGAAGAAAUGGAUGAUAAAUUUGAAUUGGACAUGAUACACGAUGAGAUUGAUUUUCUAGAGGAAGAGAAUAUAACCGAAAGUGAAAUGAAAAUGCAGCGAAGAAAAACUCUUUACGAUAAAUCCAAAGAUGCCCCUUCUGCUGAUUUCCCAUCGACCAGCAAGGGUAUAUCCAAGGAACGGGAUGAGGCAACUGCUGCAGCGGCUGCUGCAUCGGGAUCCACUAGUGAACACAUUGCCCGAGAUGUAGCCGAUUUGCCAGUUAUACCACCGCCCCAUAUCGCGCCUGCUCCUACUGCCAUUACGUCUAAGGAAACUUCGGAUAGCAAAUCAAAAAUGGAAAUCGAUAGUGGCGAGGUUACAGCCAAAGAUUCGGAUGAGGACUUCGAUACGAAUCCCAUUAUAAGAUUACUAGAGGGUUUCCUUGUUACAUUGACCAUACGUUUGAAUCGCUUCUCACGGAACUAUAGAUUUGUGAAUCGCAUAUUGGCGGGGGAAAAGAAGACACUGAAGGAAUCCAGUUCUUUAAAUCGAUUGGGGCUUUCCAGUGCUGCGGCCAUGUUCCAUUUCCUUAAAUCGAAUCUAGAGAGUGAUGAGCCUGUUUCAUCGUCUACACCGCGUCGGCCCAUGGCCUCCACAACCACGAAUGCCACCACAACACACGAUUCAAGCACACCACCCAACACCACAAACACAACAACCACACCGCUCUCACCACAAGAACCACCACAACAACAACAGCAGAUACAUGAUGAUAUUAUCGUUAUACCUGUAGAUACUGUUGAUGCAGCCACCUCUAGAAAACAAUCAAUCAAUUCAUCGCCACCAGCCAAAGGCACUAUAGUCAGUCGCAAAAUGGACUGCGGCCUGCCUGAGAUACGCAUUAAAACGCCAUCAUGUGAUCGCAGCGGCUAUUCUGCAUCUUAUAAUAGUCCACACACAAAUCAUCAUCACUAUCAUCAUCAACAACAACAACAACCAAAUGCUGGCAGCGGCUCAUUAAGCAAGCAUUGGUCCUACGAACAGGUGGACAGUGCUGGCGAAUUCAAUCUGGAGGAAGAGAACUUUGCCCAACGUGAUCAUCAUAUUAUAGUGGAGGUCCUUAUCUCAUCUUGGUAUGCCCUGUUGGCCAAUACGGAUCUUAUAUGUUACAUUGUUGUCUUUAUCAAUCAAGUGGUCAAUGCUAGUCUCAUAUCUCUGCCUUUGCCCAUUAUGGUCUUCCUAUGGGGCACAUUGUCGUUGCCCCGGCCAACUAAAACCUUUUGGGUCACUUUAAUUGCCUAUACCCAGGCCAUUGUGUUAAUCAAGUGCAUCUUUCAAUUCAAAUUGAUUUGGGCCAAUUAUCAUAAUAUACCUAAUCAGCCAUUGUCAGCUGCCAAAAUCUUUGGUGUCGAAAUGAAAACCCAUUAUGCUGUAUAUGAUCUUAUGCUAUUGCUGGUAUUAUUCCUGCAUCGUUAUCUCCUCAAAUCGCAAGGCUUAUGGAAAUCUGGCUAUAAGGAUACAAAUCAACAGUUUGCCAAACCCGCUGGCAGCAUUGACGAACGUGAGGAUAGCGAUAAUCUUUCCCAGCCAGACUCACGUCAGCUUAACGAUGAGUCCGCCCAAAAGAUGAGUCUUCAAGUUAGCCAGGCUUCAUUGCCUGGUUCUCCUGAAUACAGCAAAUCUGGCAUUAAUCAAUUGGAGCGAACCAAGUACACUUCCUCGCUGCACAAGUUCUUCUUUAAUCUGGUGCAUAAGUCUCGUUUGGCCACCGAUGUGUAUGCUCUGAUGUUCCUCUGUGAUUUUGUCAACUUCUUUGUUCUGCUCUUUGGCUUUACGGCCUUUGGAACUCAACAAACGGAAAGCGAUGAAGGUGUCCAAACAUAUUUGGCUGAGAAUAAAGUUCCAGUGCCAUUCCUUAUAAUGCUGCUUGUACAGUUUCUGCUGAUUGUUAUCGAUCGUGCCCUAUAUCUACGUAAAGCUCUGGUCAAUAAGAUUAUAUUCCAUUUCUUUUCGGUCAUUGGCAUACACAUUUGGAUGUUCUUUGUGGUGCCAGCGGUAACGGAACGUACCUUUAAUUCACUUGCUCCGCCGAUUAUUUUCUAUGUGAUCAAAUGUUUUUACAUGCUGCUCAGUUCGUAUCAAAUCAAAUCUGGCUAUCCAAAGCGUAUUUUGGGUAAUUUCUUUACCAAAGGUUUCUCAAUGGUCAAUAUGAUUGCAUUCAAAGUUUAUAUGCAAAUUCCAUUCUUAUAUGAAUUACGAACUAUACUGGAUUGGGUGUGCAUUGAUAGCACGAUGACCAUAUUCGAUUGGCUAAAGAUGGAGGACAUAUUCUCGAAUAUUUAUUUGAUAAGAUGUACCAGACAAUCGGAAACUGAUUUUCCGGCUAUGCGAGCUCAGAAAAAGGCAUCGCUGUCCAAACUUAUUAUGGGUGGAACUGUCGUUUUGCUGAUUGUCAUCUGCAUAUGGGGUCCACUAUGUCUCUUUGCGUUGGGCAAUGCGGUGGGCACAUCGAAUGUACCAUACCAAGUUUCGGUAUCAAUACGAAUAGGACCAUAUGAUCCCAUUUAUACCACAAAUAACUAUGAUAGCAUCUUUGAAAUCGACUCCCAAAUGUAUUCACAAAUGACAAAUGCAUUCCUGAAGGAAAAACACGCCCUAACCUUUAUCACUGGUUACGAUGCAACAGAUGUGGCAGCUGUUAAGCUGGCCGGAAAUUCUCCAUCUUUAUGGAAUAUAGCACCGCCGGAUAGGAUGCGUUUGCAAAAUGAUUUAAGGAACAAUCACACAUUAAAGGCGCGUUUCUCAUACGCUCUAACAAGAAAGGCACCAGCCAAGGGGCUUAAAGAGACUGUGGGUCACGAGCAUGCCAUAACUCUGGAUGAAACUUUCGAAGGACGCUUAGCUCUCAUUAAUAUGUUAAGUGAAGCUUAUGAAGUUGAACAAAAUGGCAAUGAGUCCUUAAAUGGCAACUCUACCUAUAAGAAUAAUACGACUACCGAUGAAGUGGUUGUGGUUCUGCCCUCUAUGAUACCCAAAUUCAUAAAGGUUCUUAAUUCUGGUGAUGCUGCUGUGGUUAGUGUUUCGCCCAAUAAGGAUGAUGAUUAUCGUCCCUUGGUAAUUAAAAUGCAUCGCGACAAGGAGACAAAUGGUUUAUGGUGGGAGAUACGAGACUAUUGCAAUGAUACCUUCUACAACACUACACUAAAGGAGUUCGCCUAUAGCAACUGCACAUCGGGAAUUGUGAUGUACACAUUCAACGAUAAGAAAUUCCCAUCAACAUUUAGUUUUCUAACAGCCGGCGGUAUCAUCGGUUUGUAUACCACAUUUGUGUUAUUGGCCUCACGCUUUAUGAAAUCCUUCAUUGGCGGACAAAAUCGUAAGAUUAUGUUUGAGGAUCUGCCCUAUGUGGAUAGAGUGUUACAAUUAUGCCUUGAUAUAUAUUUGGUACGCGAGGCUCUGGAAUUUGCCUUAGAAGAGGAUCUGUUUGCCAAAUUACUCUUCCUGUAUCGUUCGCCAGAAACUCUUAUCAAAUGGACGCGUCCCAAAGAGGAGUAUGUUGACGAUGAUGGUGAUACCGAUUCCAUACCUAGUCGCAUGAGUGUGCGACGACCCGAGCAACUACAGCAACAUCACCAGCAACAAUAACAUAGGCCUAAUCCAAACGCUUAAGUAAUAUAGAAUUUGAUUACGUAUAAGUUUACGUACGUACAUACUAAAAUAGUGCGUUAUGGUAGGUUUCAUAGUAUCUUUUUUAUAUGAACAUUUUUUUUGUAAGUAAAAUUAAUUAAUUAGUUAGCUAGUGGAACGAAAAAAACAUCACAUACCCACACACAAACAAACACAUACACAUAAACCCAUUGACCGUUUACAGUUAGUUUAAUUUACUGCCUAUGGGUAAACUUCUACACCAACCAAUAAGAACAUGUAACUAUAUAUACACACAUAUAUAUACAUAUAUAUAUAGAUAUAUUAAGCAAAAAAUGUAAUUAGUAUUAAGUUAAGAAAGUGUUGCUGUUUGCUAAUUUGAGACAACUUAAGUACUAGCGAAUUGAAUAACUAAUUAAUUUGUUUAAGUUAAUCUAUGUAUAAUCUAAUAUUAAUAAUGAUGAGAACUCAUAUUCAGGGAUUUUUAGCAUUUUACAACAAAAAGAAACAAACACAAAAAAAAAAAAAUAAAACGAAACUAAAUCUAAAUCGAAACGAACUUAUCGAAAAAUAAAGUUAUUAAGUAACUAAUAAAUGUUUUAUAUUUAUACAAGAAUAAUAAUUAAAGAUAAAACAAAAAUUAAUAACAAUUUUAUGUUGCAUACAUCUGAGUUUCGAUAUUAUAUGUAUAUGUUGAGAAUGUUUGUUAUAGAUUUAUAUACAUUUUACAGCGUUGACUUUAGUUCUAGGCAUAUCGCAUAUAUAUUUUGUAUAUUGAAAGCAAUUGAACGUAUAUAUAUACUUAUAUAGUUUUCUUUGCUUAUUAUGAUCAAUUUUUAUUUUUCUAACAUUUAGGCAAAUAUUCAUAUCAAAUUAAAAAAGUCAAAUGUUAAUGUGCUUAAGAUACGCCUAAGCUUAGCAACAAAAUCGAUAAACUUGUAUGCCUACACACACUCACAUACAUAUGACUAAAUUAUGCUAUACAGAUACAUAUAUUUAUGUAUGUAUGUACAUUCAUAUCUCUAAUAUGCAAUCUCCAAUAAGCAUUAACUUAAUAAAAAUAAACGCCAAUUAUGUGUUAACUAAUCAGAGCUAAA
Drosophila willistoni is the source of this 10435-nucleotide messenger RNA. It is a transcript of the gene Piezo, whose product is annotated as piezo-type mechanosensitive ion channel component. The transcript is spliced from 31 exons. Gene Ontology annotation, cellular component: plasma membrane. Gene Ontology annotation, biological process: detection of mechanical stimulus; regulation of membrane potential; cellular response to mechanical stimulus. Bases 606 to 9338 code for a protein of 2910 amino acids. NCBI's taxonomy places the organism in Eukaryota, Metazoa, Arthropoda, Insecta, Diptera, Drosophilidae. Gene Ontology annotation, molecular function: mechanosensitive monoatomic ion channel activity; monoatomic cation channel activity. The record is from RefSeq and is a predicted model, not a curated record.